AUGGAGUUUAAGUUCUUAACACUUGCUCUUUUAAUUAUUACAAUUUUCUCAAAUAUUUUGAUCAAUGCAUCACCAAUUCUCUCAGAAAAACGUGAAAUAGUAGGCGAUGUUGCUUUUGCAGAUCUUUUACUUUGUGAUGGUAGAGUCACAUUUACUCAGCUUAAUGGCUUUACACGUGUAACUGGACAAUUCAACAUUGGGUUUACAGAUCCGGACCCAAAUGAUUAUAAAUUUCGCGUUGUUAAUAAAAACGGUAAAAAAAAAAAAAGAGAUUUUACCAAUGAAAUUAUAAAACAAUUGUUUAUUAAUCCUCCCGGAACCUCACCAUUUCAAUUUGAUCAAAAUUUCCAACUUAAAUGCGUAGUGGGCAAAUUUUUCUCUAUAAAACAUAAAGGCAAAGAAAUCUGCAGAGCAUCAAUCGAAAUACUAUAA
Molecule: messenger RNA, 432 nt
Organism: Entrophospora candida
Lineage: Eukaryota; Fungi; Glomeromycota; Glomeromycetes; Entrophosporales; Entrophosporaceae
Source: the annotation of a GenBank genome assembly